Molecule: messenger RNA, 2112 nt
Organism: Drechmeria coniospora
Lineage: Eukaryota; Fungi; Ascomycota; Sordariomycetes; Hypocreales; Ophiocordycipitaceae
Exons: 4
Coding region: 1-2112 (703 amino acids)
Biological process (GO): chromatin organization
Cellular component (GO): cytoplasm; nucleus
Molecular function (GO): glutathione transferase activity
Source: RefSeq, a predicted model, not a curated record
AUGGUCAUUGGCAACGUCGACACCUCGCUCCCCUCCGAGGCGACGGGGCCGGCCGCCCAGCUCGCGAGGCGCCACGAUGACGAGCAUGCUCUGAAGCUUUACGGCGCAUGGUUCUGUCCCUUUGUCCAGCGAGUCUGGAUCACGCUUUGCGAAAAGAAGAUUGGCCAUCAAUACGUCGAGAUUAACCCGUACCGCAAGGAGCCCGCCUUUCUUGCCUUGAACCCCCGCGGGCUCGUGCCAACCCUCGCCCUGCCCAGCGGCGGCGCAGGCAACGAGCAGCGGAAGCCGCUUGCAGAGAGCGCCAUCAUCUGCGAGUAUCUGGAAGAGGCCUAUUCGGACGAGUCCAAGCAUGGGCCUGCUCUUCUGCCGGCCGAUGCUUAUGAGCGAGCAAGGGCCCGCUUCUGGAUGCAUCAUAUCAAUACGAGGAUAAUCCCGAGCUUCUACAGGGUCCUGCAGCACACGCCGGAAAAGCCGUACACCAUGGACGAAGCCCGGACCGAGCUCUUGGGCCAUAUACAGCUCCUCACUGAGGAGAUGGACCCAGCUGGACCCUGGUUCCUUGGUGACGGCAUCAGUCUCGUCGACGUCAGUCUCGCCCCAUGGGCAAAGCGACUGUGGCUGAUUGAUCACUACAAGCCCGGAGGACUUGGCAUGCCAAAAGAGAAGGGGGGGCUCUGGGAAAGAUGGGCCACCUGGAUGGAGGCAUUGGACGAGCGACGGAGCGUGUCGGAAACCUGUAGCGACGACGAGAGCUACAAACUGGCGUACAAGCGCUCUCGACGGCGCAUCGAACUCGGAACAAACGCAAGCUCACUCUGCCAUUCCACCACCACCGCGACAAAGACUGCCGGUAAUCAGCACGACAUGUCCGACAAGGCGGCCUCGCGUUUCGCGCCGCAGAACAAGUCGACGCACGAGCGGCUGUCGACAAACACGGUCGGCCUUGUCGCCCUCUCCGAUUUUCGCAAGCGGCGCGCCGAGGUUCUCGAGCAGCAGGAACGUGAGGCACACGAGGCAGCAUUCUCCGGAACGUCGACGCCGGAUCGGUCCAACACGGCGACGCCCGACAACGGCAGCGACUCGCCCUUUGCCCUGCCACUCGGCGACAAGAAGAAGACGAAGAAGAAGCGGGCGAAGAAGCUGCUCUCGUUUGACGACGACGACGGCGGCGACGGCGACGGCGACGGCGACGGCGACAAAGCUGACGCGGGCACCAUCUCAAGCCCGGCGGCAGCAAAGGAAUCGGCAGCAGCCGAUGGCGACGCGCCGAGGGCGAGAAUCAGGCCCAACGCGGCCGCGGGCAUGGUUCCCAAGGCAGUCAUGAAGUCGGCCCUGCGCAGAGAGGCGGCCGAGCGGGAGGCCCUGCGACGCGAGUUUGCGCAGGUGCAAGAAACCGUCAAGGCGGCCGAGGUGGCGAUUCCCUUUGUCUUUUACGACGGCGCCAACACGCCCGGAGGAGUGGUCCGGAUGAAAAAGGGCGACUUUGUCUGGGUCUUCCUCGACAAGAGCCGCAAGGUCGGCGCCGAACUGGGCGUCGGGGACCAAGCCAACGCGAAGCGUUCCUGGGCGAGGGUCGGCGUCGACGACCUCAUGCUCGUACGAGACACCGUCGUCAUCCCUCAUCACUAUGACUUUUAUUUCUUCAUCAUGAACAAGAGCGUCGGGCCUGGCGGUCGUCGCCUGUUCGACUACAGCGACGAGCCGCCGGCGAACGCCGCCCCAUGCGCCACUGGUAUGGAAACGGACCGGCUCAUCACGCCUGCGUCGAAAGCAGCCGCAGCGGCGUUGCUUCCAGCCGUCAGCAGCCUCGAGGGUGCCGGCGACGACCCGUCGGUGACCAAGGUGGUCGACCGCAGGUGGUACGAGAGGAACAAGCACAUCUACCCGGCCAGCACGUGGCAAGAGUUUGAUCCCGAGAAGGACUAUUCCAGCGAGAUUCGCAAGGACACUGGCGGCAACACGUUUUUCUUUUCGAAGCGACGCGUCCUCUACUCUCUCAUGGCUGCCAAAGGCCCACGGAGCAGGGCCGAUACGCAGGCGCCCAGGCCAGAAGAGCAGGAGGAGAAUGGUGUCUCCGGAGCCGAGGAAGAAGGUUACGACCUCAUCCCGUAG